CGGGUGGGGUGAGGCGGUGCUGGGCUCAGGCUCUGCUCCACCGGCGGAAGAGGCGGCGGCGGCAGGAGCGGCGGCAGCGGUGGCAGGAGCCAAGAAGCAGGCUCCAGACGCUGCUUAGGAACCGGGGACCCAGGAGUGCCCGCACCCUGAGCUCUCAGCUCCGGAGGCGUCAUGGCAGAGUACGGCACUCUCCUUCAGGACCUGACCAACAACAUUACCCUUGAAGAUCUGGAACAGCUCAAGUCAGCCUGCAAGGAGGAUAUCCCCAGCGAGAAGAGUGAAGAGAUCACUACAGGCAGUGCCUGGUUUAGCUUCCUGGAGAGCCACAACAAGCUGGACAAAGACAACCUCUCCUACAUUGAGCACAUCUUUGAGAUAUCCCGUCGUCCUGACCUACUCACUAUGGUGGUUGACUACAGAACCCGUGUGCUGAAGAUCUCAGAGGAGGAUGAACUGGACACCAAGCUAACCCGUAUCCCCAGUGCCAAGAAGUACAAAGACAUUAUCCGGCAGCCCUCUGAGGAAGAAAUCAUCAAAUUGGCUCCCCCACCAAAGAAGGCCUGAGCAAGGGGGAGGAAGAGGAGGAAGGUUGGAUCUUCAUCAGACCACUCCCUUCCCCAUCCUCAAUGGGAGGGGCCAGGGCAACCCCCUGCCCCACACCCACUUACUAACUUGGUCCUAACCCCCUUACUAUGCGCGUGUGUGUGCGCGUGUUCACACGCUCUGGCUGUCUGUCUGUCUAGCUCAUCUAGUUCCUCCUCCUCAUGAGGGGACUGGAGCCAGGGGAGGGGGGGUUUAAUUUCCCCACUAUAGGGGGAGGUGGAAGUUACUUCUAUGUAAACAGAAACGGGCACAUUCCUCCUCCUCCCCUUCCCUCCACUCUUCCCCCACAUCUUUAAAGUAUGGAAGCAGAAAGGACCUGCAUUUUCCUACACUGAGGAGCUAAGGUGAAGAUGAGGUAUGGGAGAUAUGGUUAGAGUUAAAGAAAACCAAUGGGGAAGGAAGACAAGAGGCUACCCAACCUCUACCUGGAAGGGGAAAGAAAAGCCAGAAUUCAGUGUUUGUAGAUCUAUGCUGGACUGGCUAGAAUCCAGUUUCCUGCUAUUCCUUAGGCCGAAGUCCUAAGGGCCAAUAGGCCGUCUUUUAUGCCCUUGUCAUGGGCCUGGGAUGGGUAUGAGCCAGAAAUCUUAAUGAGAAGACCAGUAGGAUCCUUUCCUGGCCCCCAAAAAUCAAACCCCAUGGUGAAGCCAGCAUUUGAUGCCCCCAACUUCUGCUGUGGAGAGACUAUGCUGGGACCAUGCACUACUGAGCCUGAGAUAGGGAUGCAGGCAGAGACAGGCCCAACUUCUACUCCUUUACACCUAAAUACAGACUGUUGAAUAUACUGACCCUAAACCUAAGGCCGUUGGGGAAUGAGAUCUAUAGGUUUUAUCCUCAACCUGCAUUCCCUACAGUGUCCCAAUAUGGAUAUUGUAGGCAACCUCUACACUCUCCAGUUUAGAAUACCCCAAGCAAGCAAGAAGUUACUUAUAGUGGUUUCCUUUGCACCUAGUAUCACCCCAAUUCAAUACAGGAAGGGACUUGGUAACCUUUCUCAUUUGGGUUUGUGGAUGCCUCCAAGCCAAGUCAUUAGAGUACAGUGAGUGAACCCAGCCUCCUACCUGUCCCAAGAUGCCCUUCCCCAUUUUGACCGUGCUAACUGUGUGUACAUAUAUAUUCUACAUAUAUGUAUAUUAAACCCGCACUGCCAUGUC
Messenger RNA from Phodopus roborovskii (desert hamster), 1754 nucleotides. RefSeq names its product proliferation and apoptosis adaptor protein 15 (gene Pea15). The transcript has 4 exons. Gene Ontology annotation, biological process: MAPK cascade; negative regulation of extrinsic apoptotic signaling pathway via death domain receptors. The record is from RefSeq and is a predicted model, not a curated record. NCBI's taxonomy places the organism in Eukaryota, Metazoa, Chordata, Mammalia, Rodentia, Cricetidae. Bases 172 to 564 code for a protein of 130 amino acids. Gene Ontology annotation, molecular function: protein binding.